Kluyveromyces marxianus DMKU3-1042 is the source of this 228-nucleotide messenger RNA. It is a transcript of the gene SNA2, whose product is annotated as Sna2p. The record is from RefSeq and is a predicted model, not a curated record. Gene Ontology annotation, cellular component: membrane. Bases 1 to 228 code for a protein of 75 amino acids. Lineage: Eukaryota; Fungi; Ascomycota; Saccharomycetes; Saccharomycetales; Saccharomycetaceae. The transcript has a single exon.
AUGCACGCCCGUGACUGGUUCCUUGUGUUUAUUGCAAUCUUCUUGCCUCCAGUUGCAGUCUGGAUAAAAAGAGGGUUUUUCACCAAAGACUUCCUGAUUAAUGUUUUGUUAUUUUUGCUAGGGUUCUUCCCAGGUUUGAUCCAUGCUCUAUAUGUCAUUUCAAAGCACCCUUACGAACCUAGCGGCAACGUUCUGCCAAGAAGCCAGGGUUAUGGUUCUCUGUCUUAA